This is a messenger RNA of Habropoda laboriosa, 1023 nucleotides long. RefSeq names its product serine/threonine-protein phosphatase 2A activator-like. NCBI's taxonomy places the organism in Eukaryota, Metazoa, Arthropoda, Insecta, Hymenoptera, Apidae. The record is from RefSeq and is a predicted model, not a curated record. Gene Ontology annotation, cellular component: nucleus; protein phosphatase type 2A complex; cytoplasm. Gene Ontology annotation, biological process: mitotic spindle organization. The coding region runs from base 19 to 1023 and encodes 334 amino acids. Gene Ontology annotation, molecular function: protein tyrosine phosphatase activator activity; peptidyl-prolyl cis-trans isomerase activity. The transcript is spliced from 8 exons.
UUAAGUUCUAAGAUAACUAUGAUGUCAACGUCAAAGUUACCGAUUUCACCCGAUGACCAUGAAUUCGUCAUCCCGAAGAAGUCGAUUAAAAUACCGGCUGAUAUGACAGUUUGGGAAAAGUCAGAAGCGUAUUUUGAGUAUUUAGGAUUUAUAUUAGCCUUAAAUGAGUCAGUUCAAGGAAAAGCAUUAACCGUUGAAUGCUCAAAAAGUCCUGUAAUAGAAAAUGUAAUUCAAAUGCUUAAUAAGUUUGAUGAAUGGAUAACAGAAAUACCUCCCACUGAACAGCCUCAACGUUUUGGUAAUAAAUCAUUUAGACUAUGGCAUGAAAGAUUACAACAGAAUGGAAUAGAGGAGUUACAACAAGUAAUUCCAGAAAAAUUACAUAGAGCAGUACCAGAAAUAGUUCAAUAUUUAUAUGAAGGCUUUGGUAACCCAACACGCAUAGAUUAUGGCACAGGACAUGAAAUGGCAUUUUUGAUGUUCUUGUGUUGUAUGUUCAAAAUUGGUGCUUUCACACAAGAUGAUAAAGUUGCUGUAGUUGUCAAAAUAUUUAAUAGAUAUCUGGAAUUAGUACGCAGAUUACAGUUAGUUUAUCGGAUGGAACCUGCAGGUAGUCAUGGUGUUUGGAGCUUAGAUGAUUACCAAUUCGUUCCAUUUAUAUGGGGAAGUGCCCAAUUGAUUGGACAUCCUCGUAUAGAACCACGCCACUUUGUUGAGCCAGACAUUAUUCAGGCUUUUAACAAGCAUUACAUGUUUCUUGGUUGCAUUGAAUUUAUUGCAAAGGUAAAGAUAGGUCCAUUUGCUGAACAUUCAAAUCAGUUAUGGAAUGUUAGUGCAGUGUCUUCAUGGGUCAAAGUAAAUAGUGGUCUUAUUAAAAUGUACAAAGCUGAGGUUCUAGCAAAAUUUCCUGUUAUUCAACACGUUCUAUUUGGUUCUUUACUACCGAUAAAAUCGGCAUCUGCUUCUGCUGUUGGAAAAGAGCCUCGUCAAGAUCAAGCUGCGCAAUCAUCGCGUCCUCAGUAA